AUGCUUAAAGGCGCAUGCCAUUAUUUGCGGUAUGUGUCCCGCCACGAAAGUGCGCACUCUUCGAUUAGCACACUCUCUCGCUCUGCAACUCCCCUCCUCUCCGGUCGUUUCGAAUUCCGCGGAAUUCCGUUCUGUCUGCUUUUUGCGGGGUUAUCCGGAGAAAAAGGUACAAAACGGACGAAAUUGUGUUUUUCCAGCAAAAAGGGCAUAGCAACAAUGUAAAAAAAAGCUUCACAAUUAACUAAAAAAAGGCUGCCAUUAUUGAUUUAAAACUCUUCGGAUAAUUGACACAUACCUAUUGCGCAAUCCUUCAUUGAUUUUGCCUUUUUCGAUUGUUUAAGUGAAAUAAAUGUUUUGAUUUGUUUGUUUUUCCAGAUUGCCGAGGACAGAGAUCACCACAAAGCAGGAAGUAAUAUAAUAAAAGAAGGAACAAGGUAAAGGCUUUGAAUGACCAGAACAAUCAUUACACUACACCGAUUUACAGAUGGCUCUUGUCGGUGUCGACUUUCAGGCACCACUGCGAAUUGUCAACCGCGUGCAGUUUGGAAUUCUUGGACCUGAAGAGAUUGUACGCUUUUAAUCGUUCUUAAGAAGUUUCAACUGUUAUUUUUUCAGAAGCGCAUGUCAGUGGCCCAUGUGGAGUUUCCAGAGAUCUAUGAAAACGGAAAACCAAAGUUGGGUGGAUUGAUGGACCCCCGUCAAGGAGUUAUCGAUCGCCGUGGAAGGUAAACGGGUUUUGUGCGAAGGUCUGUGAAAACGGGUUUUUUCCAGAUGCAUGACGUGUGCCGGAAAUCUUUCCGACUGCCCCGGACAUUUUGGUCACUUGGAGUUGGCUAAACCUGUCUUUCAUAUUGGAUUUCUCACGAAAACAUUAAAAAUACUUCGAUGCGUCUGCUUCUACUGUGGACGUCUCCUCAUCGACAAAUCUAAUGCACGGGUUAUGGACAUCUUGAAAAAAACCGGAGGAAAUCCUAGAAAACGUCUCACACUAAUCUACGAUCUGUGCAAAUCAAAAUCAGUGUGCGAAGGAGCCAGUGAAAAAGAUGACGGACUUCCAGAUGAUCAAGACGAUCCCAUGAACGAAGGAAAGAAGGUUCCGGGCGGAUGCGGACGCUAUCAACCUUCGUACCGUCGUGUCGGAAUCGAUAUUAACGCAGAAUGGAAGAAGCACGUCAACGAAGAUACUCAGGAGAGAAAGAUCGUUCUUACUGCUGAACGAGUUCUGGAGGUCUUCAAGCAGAUCACGGACGAAGAUAUCCUUGUCAUUGGAAUGGAUCCGCAGUUUUCCAGACCGGAAUGGAUGAUCUGCACCGUCCUUCCAGUCCCUCCACUCGCUGUCCGUCCAGCUGUUGUCACUUUCGGAUCUGCAAAGAAUCAGGAUGAUUUGACGCACAAGCUCUCGGAUAUCAUCAAAACGAAUCAGCAACUGCAGAGGAACGAAGCGAAUGGCGCUGCUGCUCACGUGCUUGCUGAUGAUGUUCGUCUUCUGCAAUUCCACGUUGCCACGUUAGUCGACAAUUGCAUUCCUGGUCUUCCGACAGCUACACAGAAAGGAGGUCGACCCUUGAAGUCGAUCAAACAAAGACUGAAAGGAAAAGAAGGAAGAAUUCGUGGAAACUUGAUGGGAAAACGUGUUGACUUUUCCGCUCGUACCGUCAUUACAGCCGAUCCGAACUUGCCGAUCGACACUGUCGGAGUGCCGAGGACUAUUGCGCAGAAUUUGACGUUCCCUGAGAUAGUCACACCAUUCAACGUCGACAAGCUUCAGGAGUUGGUCAAUCGUGGAGAUACUCAAUACCCAGGAGCCAAGUAUAUCAUCCGAGAGAAUGGAGCUCGCGUCGAUCUUCGCUACCAUCCGAGAGCUGCCGACUUGCAUUUACAGCCAGGAUACCGAGUGGAACGGCACAUGAAGGAUGGAGAUAUCAUUGUGUUCAACAGACAGCCGACACUCCACAAAAUGUCCAUGAUGGGCCACAGAGUCAAGAUUCUUCCAUGGUCAACAUUCCGAAUGAACUUGUCUGUGACAUCUCCGUACAAUGCUGACUUCGACGGAGACGAAAUGAAUCUUCAUUUGCCACAAUCUCUCGAAACCAGGGCUGAAAUCGAAGAGAUCGCGAUGGUGCCGAGGUGAGUGAAGGUCCAGUUUCGCUUGAAAAUUUCUCAUUCGUUUUCAGACAACUGAUCACUCCGCAAGCCAACAAACCUGUGAUGGGAAUUGUGCAGGAUACUCUUUGUGCCGUUCGCAUGAUGACGAAGCGUGAUGUAUUCAUAGAUUGGGCGUUCAUGAUGGAUCUUCUCAUGUAUUUACCGACUUGGGACGGAAAAGUUCCACAGCCGGCGAUUCUGAAGCCGAAACCUCUGUGGACCGGAAAGCAAGUGUUCUCGCUCAUUAUUCCCGGAAACGUGAAUGUACUGAGAACCCACAGUACCCAUCCGGACUCUGAAGAUGCCGGACAAUACAAAUGGAUUUCCCCAGGAGACACCAAAGUGCUCAUUGAGCACGGAGAACUGCUCAGUGGAAUCGUGUGCUCGAGGACAGUCGGAAAGUCGGCAGGAAACUUGCUGCACGUCGUCGCACUUGAAUUGGGACACGAAAUCGCUGCCAACUUUUAUUCUCAUAUCCAGACCGUCAUCAAUGCGUGGUUACUUCGAGAAGGACACACAAUUGGAAUCGGAGACACUAUUGCCGAUCAGGCGACUUACGUCGAUAUUCAGAGCACGAUCAGAAAGGCCAAACAAGAUGUCGUCGAUGUCAUUGAGAAGGCGCACAACGACGACUUGGAGCCGACUCCAGGAAACACCCUCCGUCAAACUUUCGAAAACAAAGUCAACCAGAUUCUGAACGACGCUCGUGACAGAACUGGUAGUUCUGCCCAGAAGAGUUUGUCUGAGUUCAACAACUUCAAAUCCAUGGUCGUGUCGGGAUCCAAGGGAUCAAAGAUCAACAUUUCUCAGGUAAUUCACCAGUAUGAACUAGUAAGAAUACAAGUUUUCUGUUUCAGGUCAUUGCUUGUGUCGGUCAACAGAACGUCGAAGGAAAGCGUAUCCCAUUCGGAUUCCGUCAUCGUACACUUCCUCAUUUCAUCAAGGACGAUUAUGGACCGGAGUCAAAAGGAUUCGUCGAGAACUCUUAUCUCGCUGGUCUAACACCGUCCGAAUUCUUCUUCCACGCUAUGGGAGGCCGUGAAGGUCUCAUCGAUACUGCUGUCAAGACUGCCGAGACUGGAUACAUCCAGCGCCGUUUGAUCAAGGCAAUGGAGAGUGUGAUGGUCAACUACGACGGAACUGUGCGUAACUCUCUGGCUCAAAUGGUGCAGCUCAGAUACGGAGAAGACGGAUUGGACGGAAUGUGGGUCGAGAACCAGAACAUGCCGACGAUGAAGCCGAACAAUGCUGUGUUCGAGAGAGAUUUCAGAGUAAGCGAAAAGAUUGUUUAUUUGAAACCUCAUUUCAUUACUAGAUGGACCUCACUGACAACAAGUUCCUCAAAAAGCAAUAUUCGGAGGACGUUGUUCGUGAAAUACAAGAAUCAAAAGAUGGAAUUUCCCUCGUCGAAUCCGAAUGGUCACAAUUGGAAGAAGACCGACGCCUUCUCCGAAAGAUUUUCCCACGUGGAGAUGCGAAGAUCGUUCUCCCGUGCAAUCUACAGCGUCUUAUCUGGAAUGCACAGAAGAUAUUCAAAGUGGACCUCCGGAAGCCAGUCAAUCUGUCUCCACUUCACGUUAUCAACGGCGUGCGCGAAUUGUCUAAGAAGUUGAUCAUUGUGUCUGGAAACGAUGUGAUUUCGAAGCAGGCCCAGUACAAUGCGACACUCCUGAUGAACAUUCUGCUGAGAUCCACUCUAUGCACGAAGAAGCUGUGCACAACGGCGAAGUUGAACACAGAAGCGUUCGAUUGGCUCCUCGGAGAGAUUGAAACUCGCUUCCAACAAGCGAUCGCGCAGCCCGGAGAAAUGGUCGGUGCUCUGGCCGCUCAGUCGCUCGGAGAGCCCGCCACUCAGAUGACGCUGAACACUUUCCACUACGCCGGAGUGUCUGCCAAGAACGUAACACUCGGAGUACCGCGUCUGAAGGAGAUCAUCAACGUGUCGAAACAGUUGAAGACGCCAUCGCUGACUGUGUUCCUCACCGGACCCGCUGCCAAAGAUCCAGAAAAGGCCAAGGAUGUCUUGUGCAAAUUGGAGCACACCACUCUGAAGAAGGUGACCUGUAACACGGCUAUCUACUAUGACCCAGAUCCGAAGAACACCGUGAUCUCUGAAGAUGAGGAAUGGGUAUCGAUCUUCUAUGAAAUGCCGGAUCAUGACUUGUCGAGAACGUCACCGUGGUUGUUGCGCAUCGAGCUGGAUCGCAAGAGGAUGGUUGACAAGAAGUUGACUAUGGAAAUGAUUGCUGAUCGUAUUCAUGGAGGAUUCGGAAACGACGUGCACACCAUUUACACCGAUGACAACGCCGAAAAGCUCGUUUUCCGUCUUCGUAUAGCCGGAGAAGACAAGGGAGCCGAUACCCAAGAAGAGCAGGUCGACAAGAUGGAGGACGACGUCUUCUUGCGCUGUAUCGAAGCGAAUAUGCUGUCGGACUUGACUUUACAAGGAAUUCCAGCCAUUUCCAAGGUGUAUAUGAAUCAGCCGAACACUGACGACAAAAAGAGAAUCAUCAUCACACAGGAGGGAGGAUUCAAGGCUGUGGCCGAUUGGAUUCUGGAAACUGACGGAACUGCUCUACUCAGAGUUCUUUCGGAGAGACAAAUUGAUCCCGUUCGCACGUACUCCAACGACAUCUGUGAAAUCUUUGAAGUGCUCGGAAUUGAGGCGGUCCGGAAAGCCAUUGAACGAGAGAUGCACAAUGUCAUCUCCUUCGACGGUUCCUAUGUCAACUACCGUCACUUGGCACUUCUCUGCGAUGUGAUGACUGCUAAGGGACACUUGAUGGCGAUCACUCGUCACGGAAUCAACAGACAGGAAGUCGGAGCACUCAUGCGUUGUUCCUUCGAGGAGACUGUAGAUAUUCUGAUGGAAGCGUCUGUCCACGCUGAAGUGGAUCCGGUCAAAGGUAAGCUGGAUUUUCAGUAAGAAGCACAAGCAAUAAUCAUUCAGGUGUUUCUGAAAACAUCAUGCUCGGUCAACUCGCUCGUUGCGGAACUGGAUGUUUCGACUUGGUUCUUGAUGUGGAGAAAUGUAAAUACGGAAUGGAGAUCCCUCAAAAUGUGGUGAUGGGCGGAGCUUUCUUCGGAAACUUUGCUGGUACUCCGAACGCUCGCGAAUUCUCUCCAUCUCACUCCCCGUGGAACUCCGGAAUCACUCCAGCAUACGCUGGAGCUGCCUGGUCUCCUGGCGCAGGUGGUGGUGCUGGAUUCUCACCAAGUGCUGGAUUCUCACCAGCUGGAAACGGUGAAGGCGGCGCUUCUCCAUUCAACGAGGGAGGAUGGUCUCCAGCUUCUCCUGGAGAUCCGCUUGGAGCUCUUUCCCCACGAACUCCAUCAUACGGAGGAAUGUCUCCGAAUGCGUACUCUCCAACUUCUCCGCAAUUCUCAAUGACAUCCCCUCGCUACUCUCCGACCAGUCCCAACUAUUCUCCGACUUCUCCAGCUGCAGGACAGUCACCUGUCUCUCCGUCAUAUUCUCCGACGAGUCCGAGCUACAGUCCGACAUCACCCAGCUACUCUCCGACGUCGCCCUCGUAUUCGCCAUCGUCGCCAAGCUACAGCCCGACUUCUCCGUCGUACUCUCCGACGUCACCGAGUUAUUCUCCGACGUCCCCGUCGUAUUCGCCGACCUCUCCGUCCUACUCUCCGUCGAGCCCACGUUAUUCACCAACAUCGCCGACAUACAGUCCGACAAGCCCGACGUACUCUCCGACGUCGCCAACAUACUCCCCGACGUCUCCAACGUACUCUCCAACAAGUCCGAGCUACGAGGGAUACAGCCCAUCGAGUCCGAAGUACUCUCCAUCGUCACCGACUUACAGUCCGACGAGCCCGAGCUAUUCUCCGACUUCGCCGCAAUACUCGCCAACGAGUCCGCAAUACAGCCCGAGCUCUCCGACCGUGAGUUUAUAUUCCUUCUUCGUUCCCAUCAAUAUCAUUCGUUUCAGUAUACACCAUCGAGUCCAACAUACAAUCCAACUUCGCCUCGUGCGUUCCAGUCGCCGCAAUACUCUCCCACGUCGCCGACGUACUCUCCGACGUCUCCAUCGUAUACUCCAUCGUCGCCGCAGGUAAUUUCUGCAGUUAGAGUUGUAUAUGUCAAUAGUUUUUUUUCAGUAUUCUCCAACGAGUCCCACAUACACUCCAAGUCCAGCUGGUUACGACAGCCAACAAGGCACGUCGUCGCAGGUAAUAGACGAUUUCAUCGUUCUUGCACCAUCCGAAUCUGUUUUCAGUACUCGCCGUCGUCUCCGACCUAUUCUCCGUCGAGUCCGACCUACUCCCCGACUUCGCCGUCCUACAGUCCAAGCUCGCCGUCUUACGAGCCAAAUCAAUAG
Caenorhabditis sp. 36 PRJEB53466 is the source of this 6482-nucleotide messenger RNA. NCBI's taxonomy places the organism in Eukaryota, Metazoa, Nematoda, Chromadorea, Rhabditida, Rhabditidae. The record is from the annotation of a GenBank genome assembly.